AAAGGUUAUAUAAAUGUGAAGGAGAGCGAGUAGAGCGUGUCCUGCUAUAAGCUUGCACUGCUGGGAGCUCAGGGAGCAGCAGUCGUGACUUCACUGCUGCUGGUUCUGUGCAAACAGCUGUAUUUAUUCACAUUGGCUGUGUUCCCAUAAAUCACUUUGUUGGAGUGUGACCCGAGCCACAAAGAUUAUAUUUCCAGGCUAAGUUGGUGAUGAUAGUUCCCCAGCUUGACAAAUAGGCUUCUGUUUUGGCAGGUAUUGCAGUGACUGAAAUGUGAAAAGGUCCCAGCCAUGAUGCACAUGACAUGGUCAGCUUCUUUUUUUGCCGUAUGUUUGAAAGGGUAUUCCUGGCUUCAACGAGCAGGCAGACCUGGCAGUGUAGCACUACUAAGAGAAUGUGGAGCACAGGCAGCUCUGGGAAUGUGAACAGAAGUAAGAGGCUGCUCACAGUCACAAGUCUGCACAUUGGACCGCUAGCCAAGGAGCUGUGUAGCUGAAAUCAUAGCUAGCGUCAAUAUUACAGUUAAGAUGCCGUAUCUAUCAACAGAAAAUACUAGCAAAAAGGACCUUUAACCUGAGAGAUGUUUUAAAUGCAGAUCCUGCUGAAGCAAAAGGCCUGUCAUCUCUUCAUUUCUACUUGAAUCUAUAACUUGAUGUUUCCACUGAGUCACGCACACUCCCAUGUAUGUGUGGGACAGGACUUAAACGUGCCUUGGUUAGUGUGUUGGAAUUGUCUGCCCUGCUGUGGUAAGUUACAAAGGUCCAUUGUUAGAUGACGGAGCACUGGCUCAGGCAGUCUCUCGUGGAGCCAGUUCCCCUGAGUUCACCAAACUCUGUGCUUGGUUGGUAUCUGAGUUACGGCUGUUCUGUAAACUAGAGGAAAAUGUGCAAGCAACUAACAGUCCAAAUGAAGCUGAGGAAUUUCAACUCGAAGUGAGUGGGUUGCUGGCUGAAAUGAACUGUCCAUACACAUCGUUAACAACGGGAGAUGUGACAAAACGCCUUCUUAACCAAAAGAACUGUCUCUUGCUGCUUACAUACCUCAUCUCAGAACUGGAAGCUGCCAGAAUGCUGUGUGUGAACGCCCCUCCUAAAAAAGCACAGGAAGGAGGUGGCAGUGAAGUCUUUCAGGAGCUAAAAGGCAUAUGUAUUGCUUUAGGCAUGUCCAAGCCUCCAGCCAACAUAACGAUGUUCCAGUUCUUCAGUGGAAUUGAAAAAAAACUGAAAGAAACCCUAGCAAAGGUUCCACCUAAUCAUGUUGGAAAGCCUCUCUUGAAGAAGCAGCUGGGACCAGCUCACUGGGAAAAAAUUGAAGCAAUUAAUCAAGCCAUAGUCAACGAAUAUGAAGUCCGAAGAAAACUGUUAGUCAAACGUUUGGAUGUUACUGUGCAGUCCUUUGGCUGGUCAGACAGAGCUAAGAGUCAGACAGAAAAGCUGGCUAAAGUCUACCAGCCGAAACGUGCCCUCUUAUCCACUAAGUGCACUAUUUCUGUUGCAAAUCUCUUGGCAGCUCGGCAAGAUCUGUCAAAAAUUAUGAGAACAAGCAGUGGAUCCAUCCGAGAGAAGACUGCAUGUGCCAUUAAUAAGGUUCUUAUGGGUAGAGUGCCUGACAGAGGAGGAAGGCCCAAUGAAAUUGAACCGCCACCUCCUGAGAUGCCACCCUGGCAGAAAAGACCAGAGGCUGGUCCACAACAAAGUGGUGGCCGAGGAGGAAGAGGUGGCUACGAAUCCCCAUAUGGAGGGCGAGGAGGUUAUGACCAUGGGGGUCACAGCCAUGGUGGUCAUGAGCGAGGAGGAAGAGGAGGCUAUGACUCAUCAUAUGGAGGACGAGGAGGUCAUGAACGAGGAGGUCAUGAUCAAGGAGGCCAUGAUCGAGGAGGGCGAGGAGGACGUGGUGGCUAUGAUCAUGGUGGCAGAGGAGGUGGAAGAGGAAACAAACUUCAAGGAGGGUGGACAGAUGGUGGAGGUGGUGGCUACCAGGAUGGCAACUACAGGGAUAGCAACUACAGAGAUGCAGGUUUUCAAACAGGUGGCUACCAUGGUGGUGGUGGCGGUGGCUACCAAGGAGGAGGCUAUGGUGGCUACCAGUCAUCUUCAUACACAGGAAGUGGCUACCAAGGGGGUGGUGGCUACCAGCAAGACAACAGAUACCAAGAUGGUGGGUCCCACAGUGACCGAGGGGGUGGGCGUGGAGGAGGCAGAGGUGGCCGUGGUGGUCGUGGUGGCCGUGGAGGUCAAGGAGGCGGCUGGGGAGGCAGAGGUGGACAGAAUUUUAAUCCAGGUGGGCAAUUCGAGCAGCACUUCCAGCAUGGAGGCUAUCAGUAUAAUCAGUCUGGUUUUGGACAAGGAAGGCACUUCACAAGCUGAGGUUGCUAAAAACUUUUGCUUCAGCAGAGCUCAAAUAAUAAAAACCUGGUUUCAGAGUCUUGGUUUAAUCACUUUUGAAUCCGUACAGGUUUGUACAUAUGAGGCAGAAUCUUUUGGGGUGGGAUAUUUUGUAUUGAACUAAGUAUAGCUUUCUAUACUUUCCUUCCCCCCCAGUCUAUCAGAAUUGAAUGCAUCGUAACUACUCACUGCACUUCACUUAAUCGUAAAUUAAUAGUCAUGCUUUUUUGAUGUUGGACUGACAUCUGCUCAAAACACAUUGAUUCCAAAACUACCUGCUGUGUUUUGCUUGACGCUUCAAUUGGAAAAAUUAUAAAGACUGGUCUAGUCAGAAUUAUAUGUUUCAGUAUACAAUGGAAUUUCUGCAUCCCCUAGCCAUUGUUCAGUUAUAUGACCUAAAAUCAGUGCUAAAUAUUGCUUCUGGAUUGCUGUCCUCUUCUUUUAAUUGGAGUUGCACACAUGCAGGUCCCCACAGCAAUUUCCCUCUAACAGACAGGUUUGUUAUCUAUUAUAUGAGCUCUGCUGUAGAUGUCAUGUUUGGUAGCCUUAUUUUCCAUUAAACAAAUUUUUUCCCACCUGCUCAAGUCUGAAGACUUACCGCCGCCAAAAUCUGCAAAGAUUAUUUAAAACUAAGCUAAAUUGUGAACUGGUAGUGUACAUAGGCCUGUAGUUAGGUGUAGCAAUUCAAACUGACCUGCAUCCAUCCAAAACAAGUUGCUCCUCCUUCAAACUUAAUUUUUACUUGAAAUCAGCUAGAAAAAAAAAAGGAAGACAAGUUGAAAUUCUUUUAUUUGCAAGUUAAUACCACUGGCUCAGCAGAUCUAGGGCAAUUUGUUUUGGGGGUUGUCUUUUUAAAGAAAUGCACUACGGCCUGGGAAGUUUAGUUCCUGCCUGGAAGAAGCCCUUUUAUUAUUGCUGCAGAAAAUAAAGCCUGGCUGAGUUUGAUGUUCUAAUGCAUUGGUUUGUUUUUUGUUUUUUGGUUUGUUUUUUUUUUUCCUUUACUGAAAGCCACAUAAUGCUUCUUGCUGGGUUUUUUGUGUACAUAAACAUUGUCAAGCUGUGAAAGAAAAUGGCUGAAGGUUUGCUGUUGUAUAAAAGGUGAGCAAUAAAAGUAUCUGUAUGUUC
Messenger RNA from Lagopus muta (rock ptarmigan), 3507 nucleotides. RefSeq names its product family with sequence similarity 98 member A (gene TSLIG3A). Gene Ontology annotation, cellular component: tRNA-splicing ligase complex. The record is from RefSeq and is a predicted model, not a curated record. The transcript has 8 exons. The coding region runs from base 952 to 2364 and encodes 470 amino acids. Lineage: Eukaryota; Metazoa; Chordata; Aves; Galliformes; Phasianidae.